UCUUGUUGCGCUUUGAACCGUUUGUUUGCUUCUCACUGCACACUCGAGCAUCACGCUAUAUUGAUGACUUUGGAGUAAAUUGAAUUGUCAAACACCUAUCAAGUUGUCCUGAUACAAGACAUACAAACGACUUAACUCCGCGUGUGCGUUUAAACUUCAGCCGCAUCUUCUGAAGUCACUUUCUGUCGUCUUUUGAAUUUGUUGACUUUGAAAGCAGUAUUCAUACCGCUUUAAUUUCACCAACGCCAAAAUCUCGUUGAAACUCAUUGAAGCAGUUCUGUUUACGUGACAAGGGGUUCUCAAAACUGGCCCAAGAGGUCAACUUUCCUGCUCCCACCCUAAUCAAACACACAUGAACAAGCUAAUCAAGGUCUUCAGUAUUACUAGACAUUUGCAAGAAGACUUUGUCCCAUGGCGGGUCUUUGGAGGUCUUAUCAGGUGCUGAUAGCCAAACGUCCAUUGACAGUGCAGAUUAUAACUGCUGGCUCUCUGGUGGGUGUGGGUGAUGUCAUUUCCCAGCAGCUGAUUGAGCGCCGUGGUCUGGCCAAUCACAGCGUGAGACGCACCGCAAAGAUGAUGAGCAUUGGCUUCUUCUUUGUCGGUCCAGUGGUCAGUGGAUGGUACAAGGUGCUGGAUAAACUUGUUACUGGUGGUACUAAAAGUGCAGCUCUGAAGAAAAUGCUGGUUGACCAGGUGUGUUUUGCUCCGUGUUUCUUGGGUGCUUUCCUGGGAAUAUCUGGUGCUCUCAAUGGACUGACUGUGGAGGAGAAUGUGGUCAAACUCAAGAGGGACUACAUGGAUGCCUUGAUCUCCAAUUACUAUCUUUGGCCUCCAGUGCAGAUUGCCAAUUUUUAUUUCAUCCCUCUCCACCACAGAUUAGCUGUGGUUCAGAUCGUGGCUGUUGCCUGGAACUCUUACCUCUCCUGGAAAGCCAAUAAGAUGUGACGAUAUGUUCUAGAUCUUCCACUACCUCACACAGUUUUCGUUUGUAGUUUUUUUAAACAGUUUAUCUUUAUCAGAUAUACUCAUCCAGUUUACAUAGCAGCAUAAAGCUUACAGAUGUAGUUUGCAUUACAAAGGUCAAAGUAAACAAUGUAAUUCAGACUUUUUAUUAACAUAUGAAAUUAAUGCUAUUGUAUUAUUUGUGAUUAUGUAAAGAAUGUAUAUUGAUUCUAUGCAGUUGAUAUUAUGUCUAUUUUACCAAAGAUUUGAUGGUGAAUUAUGCUUUAUCAAAGGUACAAUCAAUAAGAACAGCAGGACUGUGUGUUACAAAAUGUGACUCCAUUUUGAGUCAUUAUUUGGUCUUCUGUGGUCAUGUGAUGUUACGGAUGUGACGUCUUCUACUGGGGCAUUGAGAAGCAUAUGAAUGCACUAAUGUGUAUAAAAUACAUCUUAUACCAUUGCCUGAACAUUCUUCAUAAAUGGCAUCACUCGUAAAGUGCAUGACAAAUUAAGACAUUAAAUAUGUGGUGUUGUUUUUUCAAUUUCUGGAUCUGAACCUUGUUAACUCAUCCUUGCGUCAUGUACUUUAGCGUGUUUAGGGACUGAAAUUGGUGAUGGGCCAUAUUUCAAAGUAAACCGCUGACACUGACAACUUGGCCUGAAUUUACUGUUUUUCCUAACACAAUGUUCAACUAAUAGACCCUGUUCUUUGCUGCCCUUGCCAAUAGGAUGUAGGGCGGCUGUUCCUCAGCUUGACUGCAAUUCACAGCUUCAGUGUUUUGAGCGGACAAAGCUGUCACUGGAUAACUAGUGUAACAAAAUGUCAUCCUUCCUAAAACAUUAAAUAACAUUAAGAAAUA
Molecule: messenger RNA, 1802 nt
Organism: Megalobrama amblycephala (Wuchang bream)
Lineage: Eukaryota; Metazoa; Chordata; Actinopteri; Cypriniformes; Xenocyprididae
Gene: mpv17
Product: mitochondrial inner membrane protein MPV17
Exons: 9
Coding region: 412-945 (177 amino acids)
Cellular component (GO): membrane; cytoplasm
Source: RefSeq, a predicted model, not a curated record